This is a messenger RNA of Zalophus californianus (California sea lion), 2412 nucleotides long. RefSeq names its product beclin 1 (gene BECN1). NCBI's taxonomy places the organism in Eukaryota, Metazoa, Chordata, Mammalia, Carnivora, Otariidae. Gene Ontology annotation, biological process: cellular response to nitrogen starvation; autophagy; late endosome to vacuole transport. The transcript is spliced from 13 exons. Gene Ontology annotation, cellular component: phosphatidylinositol 3-kinase complex, class III, type II; phosphatidylinositol 3-kinase complex, class III, type I; phagophore assembly site. Bases 160 to 1575 code for a protein of 471 amino acids. The record is from RefSeq and is a predicted model, not a curated record.
CGUCACGUCCCGUCCGGGCGGAAGUCCUCCCCUGGCCGACCGGGAAGUAGCAGAAGACUGGGCGAUGGCAGCUCUGGAGGCCUCGCUCCGGGGCAGACCCGACGCCACGGUGCCCCCGCGGUAGACCGGACUAGGGUGGCGGGCUCCGGGUCCCGAGGGAUGGAGGGGACUAAAACUUCCAGCAGCACCAUGCAGGUGAGCUUCGUGUGCCAGCGUUGCAGCCAGCCCCUGAAACUGGACACGAGCUUCAAGAUCCUGGAUCGUGUCACCAUCCAGGAGCUCACAGCUCCAUUACUUGCCACAGCCCAGGUGAAACCAGGAGAGACCCAAGAGGAAGAGGCUAACUCAGGAGAGGAGCCAUUUCUUGAAACUCGCCAGGAUGGUGUCUCUCGCAGAUUCAUCCCCCCAGCCAGUCCAUCCAGGCCAACCUUCGUGCUGAGUGCCCCUGUGGAAGACCAGCAUGGCCUUCCCUUGGGAGAGAGGAUGAUGUCUACAGAAAGUGCCAACAGCUUCACUCUGAUCGGGGAGGCAUCUGAUGGCGGCACCAUGGAGAAUCUCAGCCGAAGACUGAAGGUCACUGGGGACCUUUUUGACAUCAUGUCAGGCCAGACCGAUGUGGAUCACCCACUGUGUGAGGAAUGCACAGACACUCUUUUAGACCAACUGGACACUCAGCUCAACGUCACUGAAAAUGAGUGUCAGAACUACAAACGCUGUUUAGAGCUCUUAGAGCAGAUGAAUGAGGACGACAGUGAACAGCUACAGAGGGAGCUAAAGGAGCUGGCAUUAGAGGAGGAGAGGCUGAUCCAGGAGCUGGAAGAUGUGGAAAAGAACCGCAAGAUAGUGGCGGAAAAUCUCGAAAAGGUCCAGGCUGAGGCUGAGAGACUGGAUCAGGAGGAAGCUCAGUAUCAGAGGGAGUACAGUGAAUUUAAGCGACAACAGCUGGAGCUGGACGAUGAGCUGAAGAGUGUGGAAAACCAGAUGCGUUAUGCCCAGAUGCAGCUGGAUAAGCUGAAGAAAACUAAUGUCUUCAAUGCGACCUUCCACAUCUGGCACAGUGGACAGUUCGGUACAAUCAAUAACUUCCGACUGGGUCGCCUGCCCAGUGUUCCCGUGGAAUGGAAUGAGAUCAAUGCUGCCUGGGGUCAGACGGUGUUGCUGCUCCACGCCCUGGCCAAUAAGAUGGGUCUGAAAUUUCAGAGGUAUCGACUUGUUCCCUAUGGAAACCAUUCAUAUCUGGAGUCUCUGACAGACAAAUCUAAGGAGCUGCCGUUAUAUUGCUCUGGGGGGUUGCGGUUUUUCUGGGACAACAAGUUUGACCAUGCCAUGGUGGCUUUCCUGGACUGUGUGCAGCAGUUCAAAGAAGAGGUAGAGAAAGGCGAGACCCGUUUUUGUCUUCCUUACAGGAUGGAUGUGGAGAAGGGCAAGAUUGAAGACACAGGAGGAAGUGGCGGCUCCUAUUCGAUCAAAACCCAGUUUAACUCUGAGGAACAGUGGACAAAAGCUCUCAAGUUCAUGCUGACGAAUCUUAAGUGGGGGCUUGCUUGGGUGUCCUCACAGUUUUAUAACAAAUGACUUUUUUUUUCCUUAGGGAAAUGUUUGCCUUAAAGGCUUUAAAUUUUGUUUUGUUUGCAAAGAGAAAAAAUGUUUUAAAUUAAAUUUGGGUACUAUUAAACAGCACACGUUUACAAUACCAAAAAAGAAGAAAAAUCCACAAAAGCCACUUUAUUUUAGGAUAUCAUGUGACAGAUAGUUUCCAGAGCUACCAGCCUUUGUCAUAGUUUUGACUCUUAACCCCAUACCUUCCUUGCCCUCUCUCCCCUCAAAACAACUAAUUUAAAUUUGCUUUUGUUGUUGCUGUUGUUAACUGAGUUGAAUUAAGAUUGAUUGUGUUUUCAUUGGGUUUUAUCUCUCUCAACUUCCUGCACUUACAAUAUGAGCUAGAACCCUUUUUUUUUUUAAGAUUUUAUUUAGUCAUUUGACAGAGAGAGACACAGCGAGAGAGGGAACACAAGCAGGGGGAGUGGGAGAGGGAGAAGCAGGCUUCCCGCCGAGCAGGGAGCCCGAUGCGGGACUCAAUCCCAGGACCCUGGGAUCAUGACCUGAGCCGAAGGCAGACGCUUAACGACUGAGCCACCCAGGCGCCCCAUGAACUAGAAACUUCUAUCUCCACUGAGACAACAAGAUGUGUGAGACAUACAGUUGGAUAAUGUGAGAAAGUGAUGCAUAAGCUUUGGUCACCUGGUGGUAUGAUCGGAAGCUUGAAAUUUAACACUUGUCCUUUCUCAGUUCUCGUGCUGCCUGCCUAUUCUGCUCUCUGUUAGAAAUAUGAAAUCGUGUUUGAUAUUGUCUGAGACAUUAUGGAAAGAUUUAAUUAUUUGUAAUAAAAGAUUUACUGCAGUCUGAUAACUG